Tupaia belangeri chinensis (Chinese tree shrew) is the source of this 1114-nucleotide messenger RNA. It is a transcript of the gene TMEM219, whose product is annotated as transmembrane protein 219. NCBI's taxonomy places the organism in Eukaryota, Metazoa, Chordata, Mammalia, Scandentia, Tupaiidae. The coding region runs from base 170 to 982 and encodes 270 amino acids. The record is from RefSeq and is a predicted model, not a curated record. The transcript has 5 exons.
CCGCCUUGUUUACUUUAGAAAUGAAAAGCAGUAAACUUUGAGUGCCGCAGAGAGAUGAACUUUUAGAAGUCCAGAGCCUUGGAUUCUCACCCUGACUCUGUAUUAACUGGCUGUGUGGCCUCGGGCAGGUUCCUUGUCUUCUCUGAGCUUUAGCUUCCCUCUGCAUAAAAUGGGCAGGGGCCUUCUGACCAGCAAGCUCUUGUCCAAUUCUUCCUGUCUGUCCACUAACAGGCUCUCCGCGGAGGCCAAGACCCCUCUGCUCCCCAUGGGCAACUGCCAGGCAGGGCACAAUCUGCAUCUCUGUCUGGCCCACCAUCCACCUCUGGUCUGUGCCACUCUGAUCCUGCUGCUUCUUGGCCUCUCGGGCCUGGGCCUUGGUGGCUUCCUCCUCACCCAGAGGACUGGCCUGCGCAGCCCUGACAUCCCUCAGGACUGGGUCACCUUUUUGAGAUCUUUUGGCCAGCUGACCCUGUGCCCUGUGAAUGGGACGGCCACAAGAAAGUGGCAUGGGCCUCACGUUGUAGGCUUACUGACCACCUUGAACUUCGAAGAUGGUCCAGACAGAAACAAGACCCAGACAUUCCAAGCCCAGGUCCGGGGCAGAGAGAUGGGAUUGAAAGGAUCUUCUGCAGAACAGUUCGUUCUUAUCACAGCCAAGGCGACCACAGAUAGGACCCCAGGAACCUGCCUAUAUUUUAGUACUGUUCCAGGAAUACUGCCUUCCAGCCAGCCGCCCAUAUCCUGCUUGGAGGAGGGAGCAGGAAAUGUUACCCUGAGCCCCAAGAUGGGUGAGGAGUGUGUCAGGGUCUGGAGCCACGAAGGUCUUGUACUUACCAAGCUGCUCACCUCGGAAGAGCUGGCUCUGUGUGGCUCCAGACUGCUGGUCUUGAGCUCCUUCCUGCUUGUCUGUGGCCUUUGCUGUGUCACUGCUGUGUGCUUCCACCCACGUCGGGAGUCCCACUGGUCUAGGACCCGGCUCUGAGGGCACUGGCCUAGUUCCUGCCUUGUACUCAGGUGUGAAUCAACUUCUUGGGCCUUGAUUCUGAGUUGGAAGAGAUGUUACAAAAGCAAAGAGCUGGCAUGUGGGGAAAUAAAGAGGUUUUUUUUUGCCCAG